AUUUUUAUUAAAAUAUUAUAAUUUGAAAUAUAUAGAGUUAAAAUAGUUAAAUUAUUUUCCGAAUACCACUGCAACCAUUUAACUUUAAUAUGUUCUAUGUUUUACAUUUGUAGGCGAAGUAAAUUUUCUUUUAUAAAAAAUUAUUAACGCUUAAAUUUUCAUCGUAUAAAUACCUUAAGAGUAAUAUAUAGAGAAAAUGACAAAAAUAGCCAUUUACACUAAUUACAUUACAAAAAUAGCCAAAAAAAUCGAAAUUGCAAAAAUAGCCCUCAAUUUCGCAGAUGGAAAUGCCCCAUCUGCGAAAUCACCAUUCCAUCUGCGAAUGUACAAGCAGCUAAAGCACAGCUGUGCUUUAGCUGCUUCUACAUUCGUAGAUGGUUUUAUUUUUUUAUUUUUUAAUUUUUUUUCUCUAUAUAUAGGGUAAAAUCGUAGAUGGAAAUGCCCCAUCUGCGAUUUACUCUCAUCCCAUCUGCGAAAUUGUGAAUUUUUUUUAGUUUGACUAUGAAAUCAAUUGGUUUGACUACGAAAUCAUGUUGCUAUAUAAAAAGUUUUGUAGAAAAUUAUCAUUUUGGUAACAAUUUGUUUAGGAACUUUCUCUAAAAUUUGCUCUAAAAAAUGAUUGAAUAUUUGGUUUGUCUUGUAACCGGUGGGAGAUGGCAAGUUAAUGGAACUAAUAUGGAAUACGUAUGUCCACAGGGAGGUAUUUCUGAAUUUGCUUUGAUAUUUUCUGAAUAUAUUAGUUAUAGUGAUUUUGUAUCUUUGGUAAGAAGCAAAAUUGGUUUGUUAGACAAAUAUAGAAUUGGUCUUCGUUUCCACCAUCCUGAAUUAAAUUACUAUAUAGCUAUAGUUGAAGACAUGGAUGUUAGAAUGUUGAUAAACGUAAUCAAAUGUAGUGGAGGAAGGGCUGUGAAAGUGUUUGUGGUGGUUGAUGAAGUUGAGGAGGUUAAUGGGGGUGGUGAAAUUGGAAACCAGCUUGUUGGUAAUUUAUGCAGUUAUAAAGGGAGCAACGAUCCGAUAGGUACUUUCAAUACUUCUAGUGUACCUCAGUUUCAUAGUGUUGCUGAAAAUGUUAAUGUUAGUUAUUCACCUAUUCACUAUGUGGAUCCUGAGAAUUACAAGCAUGUUGGUGAUGAUGAUGUUGGUACUUAUCUUAAUGAUGUGGGUGGUCGUUGUGAUGAUGUUGCCGAACAAGAAGUUAAAGUUAUGAAUAGGCGUGUGGUAGAUAAAACUAAAAAAAAAAUUCAAGUCAAAAAAAUGAAAAAAAUCAUGUUUACGGGCAUUAUGUUGAUGUUGGUGAUGUACGUUUAGAUAUAACCGAGCUACAAAGCAAUUCCGAUAGAGAUGAGUUGGGUGAUGAAGUUAAAGCUAAGUUUCCCGAUAACCUUUUUUACGGUAUGCCCCCUGUACUAGAAUGCCCACUUGAUCUUAAUGAAGAUAUCCCAACACAGAUGGUAGACAUGAAUCUUCAAAAGAUUCAAUGUGAGAGUAUAUUUAAGAAUAAAGAACUUUUAAAACGGUGUUUGGUAAAAAAUGUCUUCGAGAAGGUUUCCAGACGAGGACAAGUAGAUCCACCAAAUCAAGGUAUGAAGCUGUGUGCGUUUCGAAAAAUUGUUUUUGGUUACUAAGAACAAAAGCAAUUAAAAAUUCUGAUAGACUUUUUCAAGUGAAUAAAUUUGUUGAUGUACACACAUGUUCUUCAACAUUUUUCCAACCUAAUCAUCGACAAGCAAAACAAAUAUGUUUUGGGUGAAUAUGUUGCUGAUGUUUUGGCUGAAGACUAUAGUAGAGUUUAUCGGGGAAAAGAUAUUGUUAAUGAUAUGAAUGCUCAAUUGAAUAUCAAUAUCUCAUACCAUUAUGCAUGGCCUGCGAAGCAAUAUGCAUUGUUGUCGUUAAGAGGUACGAAAGAGGAUUUUUUUACCAAACUUCCGACGUAUUGUCACAACUUGGCCAAACAUAAUCCGGGUACUGUCACACAUAUUAAAACAAAUGCUGAUGAUCGCUUUGAGUUUUUGUACGCCGCACUCGGUUGCUCGGUACGUGCUUUUGUCAAUUUUUGUAAACCGACCCUAGUAGUAGAUGGAGCUCACCUAAAGGGCGAGUUCAAAGGUACCAUGUUACUUGCAGUUACUAAGGACGGACAGAACCAAAUAUUACCGGUUACAUAUGGUAUAUGCAAAAAUAAGUGUACCGAUUCUUGGACAUGGGUUUUUCAAAAACUACGUGAUUGCAUAGGAAAUAUGCAGGAGCUUACAAUUAUAUCUGAUAGGUCUCCAUCUAUAGCAACAUCCGUUGCCAACAUUUUUCCUCACGCUCAUCAUGGAAUAUGUGGUGUCCAUUUGUAUUUCAACAUAGUAUCUAGAUUCGGCAAGAGUAAGACGGUUAAAGGAAUUUUUUGGGAGGCGUGUAGGGCGUACACAAUUGAUGCUUUUGAUGCUGCCAUGGAUGUUAUGAAAAAGACAAAAGAACCAGUAUGGGAGUACUUAAAAAGUAUAAAUCCAGAAACCUGGUCAAGGGCACAUUUUAAAGGGAACCGAUAUAAUCUUAUGUCGUCCAACAGUGCGGAGUCUAUAAAUGCAUUAUCUAGACACGCACGUAAGGUGCCAAUACUUAUGUUGAUUGAUUUUUUUCGUGCUACAAUGCAACAAUGGUGGUUUCAAAGACGUAACUUUGUAGCGGAAGCAACAACAACACUUACCCCUUGGGCGGAUGAAGUUGUAAAAGAAAACAAGAAUUUUUUUACCACAUGGGAUUUCGCAUGAUCUCAAAUACGAAAUGCGAGGUCAAAAAGGGGGCACAAAAUGUGAUUGUUAAUUUUCAACAUAUGACAUGUACAUGUAGGCAUUGGCAACUUGAUGGGAUACCUUGUGGUCAUGUCAUAAGAUGUUUAAUAGUGAACAAUUACCAAGACUGCUCGAGGUUUGCAUUAAAUGCUUACUUUACCGAAACACUGAGGAAAACAUAUGAGGAAUCAAUAAACCCUCUGCCGAAGCCAUCCGAAUGGGAGAUCCCCGAUGAUUUGAUGAUUGUUAAGCCACCUAUAAUGGAUAAAUGUCAGCCAGGCAGACCAAGAAACACAGACCGCAUUCCAUCCCAAGGCGAGGGUCCAAUUAUAAAAGAGUGUUCUACAUGUGGUCAACUAGGACACACGAGAAAUAAUUGUACUGGAAGGGCGUCUGGUAGCAGAGCAGGUCACAUAAUUUCUACUGCAGAAAUGGCAUAUAAUAUUGGUGGUUCAGCGGGUUGCUCACAAACCCAUAACGCUGAUUUUGAUAUAAAACAACUUUGAAAUUAAGAGUAAUGACGAGUUGUUAGCUUAUUAUGUAUUGUAAUAUUUUUAUUAACUCUUACAAGACAUUGCUAUGCUUUCAUAUUUUAGUUAAGUUUGUUGAUUAUAACAAUGAAUGAAGCCUUUAUAUUAUAAAA
This is a messenger RNA of Lactuca sativa (garden lettuce), 3423 nucleotides long. Lineage: Eukaryota; Viridiplantae; Streptophyta; Magnoliopsida; Asterales; Asteraceae. The record is from RefSeq and is a predicted model, not a curated record.